UGUGCGACAAAACAGGAAACGUGUGUCUUGCUGACUCCUUCACCAUCCUCAUCUUGUUGUACAGGGUUGUCACCAACUUGUGAACAAGCCAGUCAUAUUUAACAAGACAUGGCUGCGUCUAACUAUUCCCUGAAGGUCAACAGAGACCUGCUGGACCCCAACUUUGAAAGCUACAGGUUGUCUUUGGACGCCAUACCUACCUACAACGUGGAGCUGGAUGCUGCUGUGGAGGAAGUGAAGCUGAAGGAUACUCAGUAUACCCUGGAACAUAUGCGUGCUUUUGGCAUGUACAACUACCUGCAUUUAGACCCUUGGUAUGAAGAUAGUGUUUUGUUUGUGGACUGCAAAGGACGAGUUCUCAGUCUCACCGUCACUCUGGACACCGCCCUUGGGAAGCCAAGAGAGGUCUACCGUAUAAGUGCUGAGUCCAGUCAGUGUGAGGAUCGUCUCUGCGCCUCCCUCAGCCUCACCUCCGCGACCUGGGCUGCUCUCUCUGACGGCACCGGGCGACUGCACCUCCUCCGCACCGGCAAGAGAGGGGACAGCUCCCAUAUGAAGUGGGAACAACUGUUCAGUGAAGACCUGGGCGAGCCUUUCACCAUCCUCCACAGCGUCUCACAUGUCCAGGCUGGAGUCCACACCAUGGAGGUCCUGCUGCUCCGCAUCCAGAAAGACCUGCAGGAAGCCAAAGGAAGUGGAUACUCUGUGUCUCUCGAGUGGAUCACAGUCGCCAACACUGUGGGACAUGGUCAGGAGAAGAAAUAUGAGGUGAAGAAGAGGAGGGUCCUCAGGGGGAAGUCAGUGCCUCACUACGCAGCAGUGGAGCCGCAGGGGAAGGGACUGAUGGUGGCCUCGGAGAAACCGUUCAUCUUCACGCAUGUGGACGGUCGUCCUGUGGAGCAGCCCGAACCAGAGCCCAUGGAGGUGGAGAAGACAGAUCCCAUUUACUUCUGGCAGCAGACAGCGGAGGACAUCACGGUGUGUGUGCGAAUGCCCGAGGGCGUCACCAAGGAUGAGGUGCAGUUCAGGCUGACAGCAGACAACAUCAGCAUCGGACUUCAGGGUUUCCCUCCUUUACUGGAAGGCCAGCUGUAUGCGUCUGUAGACCCUGAGGCGAGUGCCUGGAUCAUCAAAAACGACAAAAGCCUGGAGGUGACCCUGCAGAAACGCAGCGAGGGGCCCAUGUGGCCGGAGCUGGUGAUGGGUGACAGGAGAGGAGAAUAUGUGAUGAGCGACGAGCAGGCCGCCAUUAUCCAUGAAAGACUGACCCACCUGACCUCUGAAGACCUUAAUGGAAACCCUGACAGGGACAAGCCCCCUUGUAACUCCCAGGAGCUAGAGGACUGUGAUGGGUUCCCAGAGGACAGCUUCCGCCUCACACACUUUGACGGAGAAUCGCUCAAGCCCACUCAGGUGGUGAACCUAGGCAGCCAUCAGUACCUUUUCACAGUUGACGUGAACCCUUCUGAAAUGCCGUGCCUUUGUCUCCGACAUGAUGUGGAUGCUCUGGUGUGGCAGCCACGUCCUGACCAACCCAGUAACAUGUGGGAGCACAUCGCCACGUUCAACGCCUUGGGCUACGUCCAGGCAUCCAAACGGGAUAAAAAGUUUGCGACCUGCGCUCCAAACUUUUCCUACGCUUCCCUGUGCGAGUGUCUGCGCCGCGCGUUCAUCUACCGACAGCCGUCGCCGGUGGAGACCGUCCUCUUCAACAGGAAGCAGGGCCGUCAGGUAGGACAGGUUGCCAAACAACAGGUGGCCAGUCUGGAUUCUGACAAACCGAUCCUGGGCUUCAGAGCAACCAAUGAGAGACUGUACAUCCUGACCUCCAGUAACCUCUUUGUUUUAAAGGUCAAUAAUAAUUAGAUGUGGGGACUCUGUUAGUUUUUCAUCUGAUUACCCUCUAAGAUUGCGAUCAUUCCAAAUUCAACAUGUGUUAUCUGCUACAACUGAAACAGAAACAUCUGUGAUGAAUUCUGUCGUUCAGUCUCCUUGUUUCCCUUCCCUCCUUCCCUUCCCCUUCCUGUGUGUUGGAAAAUGUUUGUAAGAUCAACAAGUAAGGAACCAUGUUCUGAAGGACAAAUUAUGAUAAUAAACAUUCACAAGCUGAAUUAUUUGUAAAGUUCAUUAAGAAACAUUAUGUCAGUGAUUAAAUAAUAAUGAUCACACUGUUUUUUCAUGAAUCCCAUUUAAUGAUACUGAAUAUUUCAUAUAUGUAAUGCCCUAUUAAUGCUCACUGCAUUAUUAAAUACAUUUGUAAUUCCAUGAA
This is a messenger RNA of Lates calcarifer (barramundi perch), 2269 nucleotides long. RefSeq names its product NudC domain containing 1 (gene nudcd1). The record is from RefSeq and is a predicted model, not a curated record. Lineage: Eukaryota; Metazoa; Chordata; Actinopteri; Centropomidae.